Drosophila yakuba is the source of this 2121-nucleotide messenger RNA. RefSeq lists its product as uncharacterized. Lineage: Eukaryota; Metazoa; Arthropoda; Insecta; Diptera; Drosophilidae. The coding region runs from base 67 to 2025 and encodes 652 amino acids. The record is from RefSeq and is a predicted model, not a curated record. The transcript is spliced from 2 exons.
AUUAUUUAGUUUCUACCAUUUGGCUCUAAAGUUUUAUACCAAAAAAAAACAUAAAAAUGUUGCAAAAUGGAAAAACCAUUUCCUUAUUAUAGUCUGAACUCCAACCAACCGCUAAAUGAAGACUUUCAUUUAGAAGAUGAGAUGUUACAAAAUUCAAAAAGAAACUAUACUUUUAGCACAGAUCCUGAUUCCAAUAUAGCAUAUCAGCGGUACAUGCAAAUCCUCAUCCGUGUGCAAAAUUCCUUGCAUCGAAGAUUUCUCCCCAGUAGGACUCUGAAUAUUCCGGCCUCCCGUAGCCGUAUCUCAGGUGGUGGAUUUUGCAAGAAAUCCAAAAAAUCCGAAAAGGUAAAAAAAAAUUCAAAUAAGCAAUGUGUCGACCAGCCUUCAUGCGAAGCCGCUAAUCCCUCGAAGCAAACUGAUUGCACCACUUAUGAUGAAACUUCCUGUCCGUGCAAUAAAAGUGUUUCCGAUAAAAGCCCGAAAAGCCACUGCAGUUCUAUGCCGGAACCCAAUGAGUCGCCAUGCUGCGUUGGACAUGAGAACAAGCGCAGGAGCUGUGUGUCCUUUCAAGAGCCCAUGGCCACGGAUAUUCCCAUAUAUGAUCCGCACUUCCGGGACUGCCCAUGCAUGGAGCCCGAUGAAUCCUGUCCGCCAGCCAACAACCCUUGUCGUGGCCAGGACCCACAUAAGGAUAUCCCAAAAACUUGUCCCGGAGAACCGCCGAAAGUGCCGGUACCCAAAAAAAAGACGGAGUCAUCCAGAAACCACGCAGGCUCACGACUUUGCAUGAGACCGAUAAUUGUGGUGCCCACGGGUGGGAGCACUAAACCGCUUAAGAAGCAUCAACCCAAGAAUUCCCAAGUAGUUAGCGCAGAUCACUCCAAGUCGCAGUCUGCAGCUCACUCGCAUAGUUAUAAAAGCUCCUCAAAGCACCAAGGAAAAAGCCAGCUUCCUGAAAAAUCUUAUAGCAGUAAGGAUUCUUCAGCAAACUGUUGCCAGCCUUCAGUGGAAAUCGAAGAGACUUGUUCAAUUUUAAGCGACACUCCCAGUAUCGAGGAAUUUUCUCAGUGCCAGUGCACAGAUCCAUUCUGUUGUUUCUACUUACCAGAGGAGCCCCAUUGCUCGACAAAUCCACCGGCAUGCACCAACUGCCCAGCUAUAUGCGACUUAUCCAAGCAGUUGGAGGAAAUGAAUCGUCGUUUGGAGGGUCUUCAGAGCCAGGAACUCUGCGACAUCCGCUCGCAGGUGAAUAUCCUCAAUGCGAAUGUUCAAAGUUUGGCCAACGAGUGCAUUCAAAAAAGAGAUUGUGCCAACAAGCUAGUCACGAAAGCGUCGAGCACCUGCCAGUUUUGCCAAGGGCAGUGUUUAAACAUCCUUGAUAGCUUCCACAGGCAACUGAUGGACUCAAUUAGGGAUCGUUGCCUGACAGACAUUGUAAUAACCUUGUUUCUACGAGCAGAUAAUGUCUAUCACGUAAAUGUGAGGGAUCUGUGCUCUGGCUGUUCCCUUGGUUGCUACCUGGUCACAGAUGCGGCCAUUGAGGAGGCCAUGGAGUUGGGAGUCUUCCAGGAGAUACUCACCUUCAGUGUAAUUGAUGUGCGGAAUACCAUCAAGUCGAAGAACUGCGCCUUGGGCAUCUCCUUUGAAUUCCAUCAUGCCAGUCGGCAGUGCGGUGGUUGUGAUUCCCCACUUCGUGGAACCUGUAUGGCAGGCAAGGAGUACAUGGCCAGGAUUCUCGGUCUUCCCAUUCAGCAGCUGGAGUACGUGUACUCCGUUCCACAAACCUAUGCCAAAAACACCGAAAACAAUUCUAGGAAACCCAGUAGACAUUUGGGAGUCGAAUUCCGUAGAAUUCAGUCGCACUCAGUUUCUACUCAAACGAAAUCCACAUGCAUAAAAGCUACAAAGGAAAUAAUCAAUUUGGAUGCAGAUAGACUGGGAUUGGAAAGAGGGACAAGGAGCUAUAUAAGGAGCACAAGACCACAGGGUAUACCCGCAGUUAGAAACCAAAAAAUGUUAUUAUAAAUUAUAGCAACAGACUUCAAAUACUAUUUUUUAAAUUUUUAAAUAAAAGGCAAUAUUUUUUUAAAUACAGAACAAGAGAACUGGGGAUAAUUUAAA